AUGGAUGAGCCUUUUCUCUCCAGUAAUAUAGCAGGAGAGUCCAGCAGGUGUCCACCAAGAAGAGAAUUCCCCUCUAGUUACCUUGAUCUUGGACAGUCUCUACGUCAAUCGACGGCACACCAUGUCACUAAUGAUGCCAUUAUCCCCAUCAUCACAACACCAAAAUCUUCUUCAUAUGUAAAUCUCAUAGCCAAUUUGAACAAAAAGAAAGCAAGACGCACUCAUCGAUCUUAUUCUGCUCCAUCUUUGUUUACAGAUGCCAGGGAGACUUUUACAGAUUCUUUCGACCCCAGACCUAGCCCAAAAUCAACUCCUUUGAUUGUUCGGCAGGCUUUUGUUGCUGUAGUCUUGUAUGUAUUGGUUGUUGUGUUGAUAUUCCUUGUCAGUGGUAGCUUCAGGGGUACUGUAACAUUCAAGCCUGUAGAUGCCUUGUACUUCACAGUGGUUACACUUAGCACCAUCGGCUACGGUGAUAUAGUUCCAAAUUCAACAUUUACCAAGUUGUUUACCUGUGCUUUCAUUUUGAUUGGUUUUGGUUUCAUCGAUAUUUUGCUAAAUGGACUAGUCACAUACAUUUGUGAUAAGCAAGAGGCAAUUCUGUUAAGCACCAUGGAUGAGGGUAAGUCCAGCACUUUGGUCCAAGCUUACAUGAUAGACAAAGCUAAAGGAAGAAUGAGAAUCAGAACGAAAGUGGUCUUGGCUUCGGCUGUUGUCAUUGUUUGCAUUGCUGUAGGAACCAUUACAGUGCACUACCUGGAGAAGUUGGAUUGGGUUGAUAGUUUCUAUCUGGCUGUUACUUCUGUGACAACUGUGGGCUACGGGGAUUUCGCUUUCACGACCAUCACUGGAAGAUGUUUUGCCAUUAUUUGGCUAUUAGUAAGCACAUUGGCGGUUGCCAGGGCAUUUCUGUACCUGGCUGAACUAAGGAUUGACAGGAGGAAUCGUCGGAUUGCAAAAUGGGUUCUUCAGAAAAAGAUGACACUGGGCGAUCUAGUAGCUGCAGACCUCGAUAAUGAUGGAUCCAUCAGCAAAUCUGAAUUUGUUAUAUACAAGCUUAAGGAGAUGGGGAAAAUAGCAGAGAAAGACAUCCUGCAAAUCUGUAACCAAUUUGAUUCAAUAUAUAGUACCAACUGCGGCAAAAUCACUCUUGCUGAUCUCAUGGAAAGUGACUAG
Dovyalis caffra is the source of this 1173-nucleotide messenger RNA. NCBI's taxonomy places the organism in Eukaryota, Viridiplantae, Streptophyta, Magnoliopsida, Malpighiales, Salicaceae. The record is from the annotation of a GenBank genome assembly.